UUCAUUGGUGAUGUUAGAAAAUAUGUUGCACGUGCUUGAAAUAAUGGCCUGCACAUUGAAUGCGAGAGCUGUCUCACCUGUCUUUUCUUCACUUCCCCGAUAUGAUUCCACUCACAUCGACCAUACCCCCGCAUUUUCCACGUGCCUCUCUUCAUUAUCUCCACCCCACUCUCCCCUGCCCUUUCUCAUCCCCGCCGCGCCGCCGCCUCUCCGCCAUGCCGAUCGGCGAUUCUCCCACGCCUCUCCGCCAGAGCUCAUUGCCUUUCGAGCUCAAAGACAAAUCCGAUUUUGAUCAAAUCGUGUCUUCCGACGAACUUGUUUCUGUCUGCGGCUUCGGCUCUCUGCUCUCCGAGAGAAGUGCGAGGAGCACAUUUCCUGAUUUGAUCAAUUUUAGAAUUGCAAAAUUGAAUGGAUUUCGGAGAGUUUUUGCACACGCAGCUCCUAUUUUCUUUGAACGAGGCAUAGCAAAACCGGAAACUAAGGAGAUUUCAAGCUUAAGCGUGGAACCUUGCGAAAGUGAAACUCUUAUCGUCACCACUUUUGAGAUUCAGAAAUCAGAGAUUCCUGCUUUUAUUGAAAGAGAACAUGAAUUCCGAUUUUUAGCUGUCAUUCCUGAAACACUUAACGGGUUGUUUUACACAACUCCAGCGGUAUUAUGUGCACGCUAUAGUGAUGAAGAAUACUUUCUGAACCGAUGUAAAGGGAGCGAGGAUAUCUUGUUUCAACGGUAUGGGAAGUAUGGCAUCACCAAGAUUUGGAUGGAUGACAUCUUACCUUGUCGGGCUUAUCUGCGCCACUGUGUAUUGGCAGCAAAGAACCUUAGUGAUAUGGCCUACGAUAACUUCCUAGAUCACACAUUUCUUGGUGAUCGUUCAACAACUAUUCGCGAAUACUUAGCAACCUCAGGAUCGGGCAUAAUGGAAGAGGAGCCACCCGAAGAUCUGAAACAUCGCUAUGGAGGUUGAUAUGAACCGCUCCUGGAUGUGUCUGCCGAAGCGAUAUUUGCCCCUUGCCGUAUGUAGGAAGACAUUUUUCUAUAGGUAUAAAUAUUCUUAUUUAAGUUAUUUGGGACCAUAUAGAAUGAUAUGUAAGCAUUGUUUUUAUCUUCUUGUACAGUUCCAUUGUUGUCAGUAUUUCAAGUUUUCAAGAAAAAAUUACUUUGAUCUUAUUCAUUCUCCCUUGGAAAAGUGAUUGUAAUCCUAUUAUAAAAGCAUUGUAAUCCUAUUAUAAAAUGAGUUUAUAUUUGAGAUUAUAUAA
Messenger RNA from Salvia splendens (bonfire salvia), 1257 nucleotides. RefSeq lists its product as uncharacterized. The coding region runs from base 60 to 965 and encodes 301 amino acids. The record is from RefSeq and is a predicted model, not a curated record. NCBI's taxonomy places the organism in Eukaryota, Viridiplantae, Streptophyta, Magnoliopsida, Lamiales, Lamiaceae. The transcript has 8 exons.